GGGCAUAUGGAGGUUGUGCACCCUGAGAAUUGCACACGAGACCGUUUCAGUUUCGCCAUGGGGAAUUCCUCCCAACGCCACGAUCCUCCCGUUCUUGGGACCACCGUGGCACGGCUGGUGAAUGGUUGGGAUGCAGAUAAGCAGCUUAAGGCCGAAGGCUGGACGCGCUUCGUGUGCUUCAGCGACACUCACGGCCGACACGCGAGGAUCAGCCCGGAGCACAUCCCAGAAGCCGACGUGCUGCUACAUGCCGGCGACUUUUCGGAUCGGGGAGAGCUCGAGCAGGUGCGAAGCUUCGCGCAGUGGCUGAAGGACUACCCGGCCAAGGAGAAGGUGGUGAUCGCCGGCAACCACGACCUCAGCUUCCACGAGGCCUAUUGCCUCGCCAAGAUGAAGAAGACCUCCAUGUGCGCGGAGGCGAAGGCGGCUCUGGCCGGUAGCUGCAUAUAUCUGGAAGAUGAGCUAGUGGAGGUCCUGGGGUACAAGAUCUACGGCUCCCCGUGGCAGCCGGAGUUCUGCGACUGGGCCUUCAACCUGCCGCGGGGCGAAGCCCUCGCCAAGGUCUGGGCUAAAAUCCCGGACACCGUGGACAUCCUGAUGACGCAUGGUCCUGCUCAAGGAAUCCUAGACCACUGCAACAGCGGGCUUCACGCCGGAUGUGAAGAUUUGCUCACUGCCAUCAAGCAGCGGGAGAUUCCGGUGCAUGUGAGCGGCCACAUCCAUGAGGGCUAUGGAUGCACUGAAGUUGGGAAGACCCUUUUCAUCAAUGCCUCGACUUGCACCUUCUCUUACAGGCCUACGAAUGCGCCCAUUGUUUUCGACUUACCCCCGCCUGAGCUCUUGCGGGGCCAAUCACUGGCUGAGCCCGAAACAAGGGGUUUGGUAGAAGGAUACAUCGAAAAGCCACAUGCUUAAGAGAUUCCAGUGA
This is a messenger RNA of Effrenium voratum, 928 nucleotides long. The record is from the annotation of a GenBank genome assembly. Lineage: Eukaryota; Dinophyceae; Suessiales; Symbiodiniaceae.